This is a messenger RNA of Morus notabilis, 1989 nucleotides long. RefSeq names its product photosynthetic NDH subunit of subcomplex B 2, chloroplastic. NCBI's taxonomy places the organism in Eukaryota, Viridiplantae, Streptophyta, Magnoliopsida, Rosales, Moraceae. Gene Ontology annotation, molecular function: catalytic activity; nucleic acid binding; carbohydrate binding. The record is from RefSeq and is a predicted model, not a curated record. The transcript has 7 exons. Gene Ontology annotation, biological process: DNA integration; carbohydrate metabolic process. The coding region runs from base 1 to 1779 and encodes 592 amino acids.
AUGGCCGACAGCAGCAUCUGCCGCCACCAGCACUGUGGACAACCAAGCAAGAAAAUUACGUUCAUAGACGAUUAUUCAAGAUUUAGCUACCUAUACUUAAUACAUGAGAAGUCCCAGUUAGUGGACGUUUUCAAGGAAUUUAAAGCCGAAGUUGAACUUCAACUAGGCAAGAAAAUUAAGGCAGUCAAAUUUGAUUUUGGUGGUAAGUACUACAGUAGAUUUGAUAGAUCAGGAGAACAACAUCCAGGACUCUUCGUUAUCUUCAUAAAGGAAUGUGGAAUCGUCCCACAAUACACAAUGUCAGGUAAGCCUAACAUGAAUGGUGUUGCCGAGAGACGAAACAAAACUCUUAAGGACAUGAUUGAUCUCAUAAAGAAUAAAGCAGGACUAGUUGGAAAUAGCCGAGCUCUUCUUCCUCCUUCCCUUCCGUUCUUCAGCCGAGAUCUUCUUCCCGGCCGAGCCCCGGCGUUCUUCUCGCCCAAGAGUCGCGCCGUUUGCUUCUCACCGGAGCACCUCCGUUCGCCUGAGCUCCUCCGGUCUCUUGUUGCCCAAUCUGCGCCGUUCUCUGUUUUCUCACCGAGACAAUAUGAGGUCGAUUUGCCCGUAGAAGAUAUUGAGGGAGAGGGAGAACAAGAAGGGCAACAGGAACAACAACAUGGUAUGGAUGCACAAGAAGCAGAAACAUCUGAAAUGGAUGGUCGGCAACAACGUAAUUACAUGGUUGAUUUUAGGGAUCAUCUAGCUAAUCAAAUGUGGGAUUCGAAAGGGAUAAAGUUCUCGGAGUCGUCAAACGACAACCAAAAUUCAAUACCACUGGUUGAGCUGACAGUGAGAAACGGAAGCUCUCUGAGGCUGCAAAUACCAAACGCACAUGUGACAUCUUACAAGCCAAAGGUUCACUGGAAGGAUGAUGGUUUUGAAGAAGUUCUCUACACUACUACUGCUGCUACUGCCGGUGCCGGUGCCAAAGGCGGCAUUGCUUUGGUCCUCAACGAUGUCUCUGCGCCUCCUCCGACGCCACCUAAUUAUUCCAAAACCAAGACUAAGACGAGUGCUUCUACUUCUACUUCACUUCUCUCUGCUUCUCAGUGGACCGUCAAAGACGUUGACUCCGACGCCAUCGAUGCUCUUCAGGUUGAAUUGAGCUGCAGCAGUGGAUCGCUAGACCUGACAUAUGUCGUGACACUGUAUCCAGUGAGUAUGGCGACAGCAGUGAUAGUAAAGAACAAAGGCAUGAAAGAUGUGACAAUGACCAAUGCAAUACUCAGCCAUUUCAAGUUCAAGAGAAGGAAUGGGGCUGCAAUUCAAGGCCUCAGAGGCUGCACCUACUGCACUCACCCCCCUCUCUCCUCUCCCUUGGAGUUGUUCUCCCCCGCUGAAACCAUGAAACCCGAUCCUUCCCCUCUUUCUGAUUGGCUCUUUUUUGGUCCCGAGCCAGAGAACAAACCCGGUGUCUGGACCGAACAAGACGUUCCUUUCACCAUUCUCAAGAACAAGCUUAGUAGGGUCUAUGCCGCUCCUCCUCAGGAGAGGUUGAAGCCUAUUUAUAACACUCCACCUUCUUACUAUGAGACCCUCGAUCAGGGGCGUGAGCUAUUCUUUCGGGUGAUAAGGAUGGGGUUCGAAGACAUCUACGUGUCGAGCCCUGGUUCGUUGGCAGAGAAAUACGGCAAGGAGCAUUUUGUGUGCACUGGACCUGCUUCAAUGCUGGUGCCUGUAAUUGUCAAACCGGGUGAAGAUUGGAGAGGGGCUCAAGUUAUUGAGCAUGAUAAUUUGUAAUAAUCUUUCAAAUACUAUUAUUCCAUCUGCUUUCUUUCUGUCUGUCCCUUUUUUUUUUUUUUUUUUUUAAAUUUUCUCUCUAUUAUUUUCCGUUUUGUAUAACAGUAUUAUAUAAAGAUAUCAUACUCUGCCUUCCCUAUGGAGCAACUAUUGUUGUAGUGACUAGUAAGAAUGAGAAUGAGUCUGAAUAAUGGAGUCAUUUACUAGCAA